GUGCAUUGGAGACGUGGAGAACUUCCCAGGUAGGCCAGCUUCAAUGCCUUAUCGUCACUGACAGAGAGUUUCUUGCAAAUAAUUAAACGGAGAUCCUCCUGGGACAAGCCAGCAAGAGAGCUAAGAUGGAUGCAAUUUCCAAGCGGUUGGAGGGCAAGAUUGACUUUCGGGGGCAGAGACUCAGUGACCGGAUACAGCAAGAGUCGCUCGUUUUUGCAGCGGUAGCAGCCUUCAUCGUCGGCUGGUUGCUCCAAUCAUUAGCGCUCACUCUCUAUAUCUACACGUUCUUCUUUGUUGUUACGAUGAUUAUCUGCAUCCCACCAUGGCCCAUGUACAAUCGCCACGAUACCAUGUGGCUAUCUGAUGGUCCGAAAGGAAACGAAAAGAAGACACAAUGAUGGCAGGCAAGGGGACAGAAAGGAAACAAGGGUCGGGGUAUGCGAAUCGUCUGCAGUGAUACGCUCAGCCUCACACUUAGCUUGUAGUCGUCCGUACGGUGCAGUCACGGCAAUCAGGUAUACCAGGAUGAUCUAAGCUUGUAGCACAGAGUCACUUAUAUUACUCCGACAUCGACCAUG
Molecule: messenger RNA, 578 nt
Organism: Tilletiaria anomala UBC 951
Lineage: Eukaryota; Fungi; Basidiomycota; Exobasidiomycetes; Georgefischeriales; Tilletiariaceae
Product: microsomal signal peptidase 12 kDa subunit
Exons: 4
Coding region: 126-398 (90 amino acids)
Biological process (GO): protein targeting to ER
Cellular component (GO): endoplasmic reticulum membrane; signal peptidase complex
Source: RefSeq, a predicted model, not a curated record